CCAAUUCCCCCCCAAUAUAAAAUGGCGGCUCCGGUUCGGGUCCGGGUCCCUCCCGGGGCUCCCCCGGAGCCGCUCCCGGUUCAGCUCCUGCCCUGCCGCAUCCAGCACGACGGGCCCGCGCCUGUGGCCGCGUUCCUGCAGGCCCGGACCGGCCCCGACGGCGAUCUGUGGGCCUCGUUCCGGGGGCGCCGUUUGGGGGGUCGGGAGCUGCCGCUGCCCCCCGGAUACACGGGGGCCGUGCUGAGGGGGGGGGAGCCCGGAGAGACCCCGCUGGGGGACCCCCAGGUCAGGUCGGUGACGGUGACGGGGACGUUCGGGGCCAUCACGGACUGGGGGGGUGACACCGUGCCCCCCCCGGGGCGGGGCCUGGCCCGGGCCCUGCAGUGGGGACCCCUGGCCCGGAGCCUCCACGCCCCUGUGACCGAGGACAGCGAUGAGGAGGCGGAGCCAUGAGAGGCCACGCCCAGAUGGGGUGGUGCCUGAACAAGCCACGCCUCUCCCAUGACACCAGUGGACCAACUGCAGCCACGCCCAGAAUGGGCAAGGCCUUAAAGCCACACCCACCUCCUUAACAUCACUGACCACACCCAGUGGGUGGGGUUUAUUUAAUGAGAGUGCCUGGAGCCUCUCCCAGUGUGGGUGGAGCCUGUGGAGGCCCCACCUACUUUAUUUAAAAUAACAAAUAUGUUCAUAGGAGGCUCCGCCCACAAAUGAUGCCACUCCUGCAAUGGGUGGAGCCUCCAAAAGCCACACCCACAAGCGAUGCCAUGCCCACAAAUGGGAGGAGCGUUCCAAAGCCACACCCACACCACCACUCCUGCAGUGGGCGUGUCCUGAUUAAGCCCAGCCCCCUUUUAUGGUCAAUAAAGGAUUUGCAGCGCCA
Messenger RNA from Zonotrichia leucophrys gambelii, 883 nucleotides. RefSeq names its product ribonuclease H2 subunit C (gene RNASEH2C). The transcript has 4 exons. Gene Ontology annotation, biological process: RNA catabolic process. The record is from RefSeq and is a predicted model, not a curated record. Gene Ontology annotation, cellular component: ribonuclease H2 complex. Bases 22 to 453 code for a protein of 143 amino acids. Lineage: Eukaryota; Metazoa; Chordata; Aves; Passeriformes; Passerellidae.